GGGCAAAAGGCGGCUACUAGUAGGCGAGCCGAAGGGCAGAAGGGCGGGCACCAAGACAGACAGAGGAAGUGUGAGAGCCGAUAUGUCGACUCGUAGUCCACGUCGCGGCACCACAGGGCCACACGCAGAGGGAACCAUGCACCGGCAUUGAUGGCAAUGUCUCGCCGGGUGUCUUGGCCCAAUUGUACCUGUCCUACUAGGCCCUAGUCUCGACUGUCCUGGAUACAGGUAUUCUCGAUCCUGUUCGCCUCUACUUGUCUCCCCCUGCGUUCCCUUCACUUGCUCUUCUCCCUUGCGUCUCCCCCUCUGCUCCUUUAGCAAUGCCCCUCUUGCACCCUACUCGUGGCUCGCUCUCCAAUCGCACUUCAGUCCUCAUCGGCGUACUAACUGCCCUCGCCAUCACCGCUUUCCUCAUUACACUCCUGCUUGUGCUAUAUCAGAAGGGCAAACAGAAGCCCGUACCACCCACCAUUGCGCCCAGAGAAGAUGCUCUGGAAGGCCAGCCCACUCUUCCUCCGGCCUACACCUACUUGCAGUCCUCAUCGGCUCCGGCCCUCUCCAAAGCCUACCGAGCACCAAGUCAAUGUAUGACGAAAGGCUCGGUCCAUGACGACCCUGCUGUUUCCACCAGCCCGGGCGGACCUUCCAUCUCUUCACACACCUCCAAAAGCAGACUCUGGUCACCUUCUGGAAGCCUUGUGGCUCACGGUCCGACCUGGAAGCAGGCUCCACCACCUCCACGGACCCAGGAGAGCCUCGCGACAUUACCCUCGGCCUGGUCUUCUUCCACUCUAGCAGCACCUGGCACAAGCGCACAGAAGCUUUCGCAAGAUCAUGGAGCGCUGAUUCGUGGCCAGACGUCGGGCUCCUUUGCUACGUCUGAGUCCUCCAAUACCACCCUCGUCCGGCCGCAGAUCCAAGGUCCCCUCUGCCAGUCUCCGCACAUCAACUCACUGACCAGCAGUCAAAACCAAAGUACGGAAAUCCCAUGCUUGCCAGCAGUCAGUACCUCCGCAACAGGCCACAGCUGCCCUGAUCCUACCUGUUCCUUGCAUUCUACCCGACCGCGAAGCCUCUCCUUACCAGCACGUAUCGACGCUCCCUGCUCACUCAAGCACAGUCCCCUCCCCUCGAGCACCUCGACUCUGAUGACCGUGGGCGAGUCUACGAUUGUCGAGCAGCAAGAGUGGCGUGUGACUACCAGCACUACGGACAAGGAGGCAGAAAAGGGAGAUGGAGAGGGAGAAGCAAGCGUGGACAGCUUUGUCGCGGUCAUGCUCCAGCGGUGUUCGAAGAGCAGGGUGGGCAACCAAAGCAUUGAUGGGGACGCGGAUAGGGGAGAACAAGGGUACAAAGAUGGCAUUGUUGAUGCGAAUGAGCGUCUGGCCGCUGUAUUUGAGGCGCUGGGAUUGGCCAAAGUAGACGUGACUGGCUCAAGACGUCUUGAGGCGGUGCAGGCUUCUGCGUGAUCGGGGCGUGCACGGCUUGCUAUCGUCGUCCUCCGCUCAGUUCCGUAGCCUCCUUUGCUCCGGUCUAAGUUGCAAUGCUCAAU
Molecule: messenger RNA, 1552 nt
Organism: Microstroma glucosiphilum
Lineage: Eukaryota; Fungi; Basidiomycota; Exobasidiomycetes; Microstromatales; Microstromataceae
Exons: 1
Coding region: 321-1469 (382 amino acids)
Source: RefSeq, a predicted model, not a curated record